Molecule: messenger RNA, 666 nt
Organism: Cylicocyclus nassatus
Lineage: Eukaryota; Metazoa; Nematoda; Chromadorea; Rhabditida; Strongylidae
Source: the annotation of a GenBank genome assembly
AUGGAACGGGUAUUUGCUUCCUAUUAUAUACGUGACUACGAAAGUGCUAGGCGUGCCUGGAUAUCCUACCUGAUGAAUGGAUUCUCACUUGUGAUCGCUGUUGUGUAUUAUCUGUUCUUACUAACGCUUGCUAUAGGUAUUUAUAUGACGGCCUCCCUGCUAUUUGUCACAUUUUUAAUAUUUCUGCUGCCAGCUUUUGCUAUGAUGGCUGUUCAUCGUCGAGAUACAGCCAAACUACGAGAUCUCAAAAAUGAAUCUGGUCUUUCAAUACUAAAUUAUACGCUAAGUAUGAAAUUUCAACUAGAAGAGAAUGUUCGAGUGUCGAAGUUUCUCUUCAACGCUUCUAUCGGAUAUGCUAGUUGGGGUACGGUUGGCACCGGCUUGGGAGUCGUAACUUGGCCAAUUUUCAAGGAAGAACAGCCAAUCAGUCAGCUUUUUGCAGCGCUCAUCAAUUUAUACAUCGCUGUGACCUUUGCUAUUUUUGUAUGGCUAGCUCUGGCGGCAGUUCGCAAACCACGAACGCUAACUAUGCUCUUCUCAAAAUGCAGAUUUACUAGGACCAGCAUCGAGCCUGUCCGUUCUUUGGAACCCCAAGACACCAAAAUUGUAAUGGACCAAUAUUUCAAGCAAUUGAAUUCUCUAUGGGCUCAACCAAGGAAAUCAUAG